AUGGAUGCUAUCGUCCCCGUUGUGAAGGACUGGAACAACAUCGUUAUCGCCUAUGAGCCUGUCUGGGCUAUCGGCACCGGCAAGGUUGCCACUACUGAGCAGGCUCAGGAGACCCAUGCCUCCAUCAGGGCCUAUCUUAAGUCCAAGGUUAGCACCGAGGUCGCUGAGAACACUCGUAUCCUCUACGGUGGCUCUGUGAACCCUGGUAACUGUGGUGAGUUGAUCAAGUGCGCUGAUGUCGAUGGGUUCCUCGUUGGUGGUGCUUCCCUCAAGCCUCAGUUCACUGAGAUCAUCGCCGCUGCCGCUCAGUCCGCCUAA
This is a messenger RNA of Perkinsus marinus ATCC 50983, 318 nucleotides long. Its product is annotated as triosephosphate isomerase, putative. Lineage: Eukaryota; Perkinsozoa; Perkinsida; Perkinsidae. Gene Ontology annotation, cellular component: cytosol. The record is from RefSeq and is a predicted model, not a curated record. Gene Ontology annotation, molecular function: triose-phosphate isomerase activity. The coding region runs from base 1 to 318 and encodes 105 amino acids. The transcript has a single exon. Gene Ontology annotation, biological process: glycerol catabolic process; glycolytic process; glyceraldehyde-3-phosphate biosynthetic process.